Paramuricea clavata is the source of this 840-nucleotide messenger RNA. Lineage: Eukaryota; Metazoa; Cnidaria; Anthozoa; Malacalcyonacea; Plexauridae. The record is from the annotation of a GenBank genome assembly.
AUGUCUGUUUGCUACAUUAACUCAAUGAUGCCAGAAGAUGAGAAAGAUAUUGUUCUUCACUGUCUUUCUCAAAAGGAUAUCCCCUAUGAUAUACUGUUCAUUACUCCUGAAGCAUUGCUUGCCCCUCAACUUCAAGCAAUUGUAAAGAGAAUGUCAGAGGCAGGAACAUUAUCAAGAAUUGUUGUGGAUGAAGCCCAUUGUGUGGACACAUGGGGGGAUGACUUCAGACCAAGUUAUUCAAACCUUUCUAUUUUUAAAGAACAUAAUGUUCAAAUAGUUGCAUUUACUGGAACUGCAACUGAAGUUACUGCUCAGCAUAUUAUUGAUAGCCUAAAACUUUCUAAUCCAACCAUUUUGAGAAUGUCUUUGGAUAGACCAAAUUUGGUUUUUAAAGUUUUAGAAAAAAAGGAAACAAAGUCUAUGGAAUAUGUGUCUGAAAUGGUUAUUAACAAAUUUCGUGGACUAUGUGGAAUAGUAUAUUGUUUCUCAACACGCGAUACCUUAGACAUGGCGUAUCACUUAAAACAAAGGGGAGUAAAAGCAGUCUAUUAUCAUGGACAGUUGGACUUGUUCAAACGGAAUAAUAAUGCUACCACAUGGCUAGAAGGUCGGUCAGAUGUAAUGUGUUCGACAAAUGCAUUCGGCAUGGGAAUCGAUAAAAGAGAUGUUCGCUUUGUUAUUCAUCAUUCAAUGCCCAAGUCAAAUGAGGAGUAUUUUCAAGAAGCUGGGAGAGCUGGAAGGGAUGGGAGUUCAUCAUCUUGCAUCUUGCUAUUCAGGUUCCAGGACAGAGGAAAGCUCCUUAAGCACAUCAGUGAAAUUGAAGAUGAUGCUCACAAAUAA